AGUAAAGCGACCGACCGACUGAAGGGGCACAGGAAGAGGGGCGAGGGCCGCACGUUUGCCCCGGCGCCCCUCGGAUGCUGCGGCGGCCGCGGCUCCCGCCGGGCUACGGCAAAGGCGACCUGCCGCAUUCCCAGUCGGGCUCUCCGCCGACUCAGCACCGCCCCUGCGCCAAGCCGGCAGGCCAGCGUCCAUCGAUUGCCCCGGUGGGAGCUUAGAAGGCGGCAGGCGAAGAGGGCUAGGAGGGGGGAGAACCAAGGAGAAGCAGAGGGGGUGGCAGGCGAGGGGAUCUGCUGAGCUGGCUCUACAACGGGUCCUAGGAGGGCUCGAGGAGGGGAGGGGAGGCCAGGGUGACCCCGGAGCGAUGGCCGGGUCCGCUAGAACAGCGCUGAGUUAAGGCCACCUCGGAGCAGGAAGAAACAUCAACCCUCCCCCACACCCCCGACCCGGCGAAAAGCUGCACCCGGGGCUGCAGGCGAGGGGGAUUCCAAACUGAGGAACAGGCGGGGCGGAAGGGACAGUACUGAGGAGCCAAGUGGUGGAUCUCUCCACCUGCCGGCUUGAAAGCCCCGCCCCCUGGGCGCGGGGAGACGCGCGGGUCCCCCCCACCCCGCCUCCCUCGCUCCUCCCCAACCCGGGUCCGCCCCCGGUCUCCCGCCGCCGCCCCCCGCUUCCAUCAUGACGGUGAUGCCGGGAGACAACGUGGACGAGGCCUCGGCCGCCCCGGGCCACCCCCAGGACGGCAGCUACCCGCGGCCGGCCGAGCACGACGACCACGAGUGCUGCGAACGCGUGGUCAUCAACAUCUCGGGGCUGCGCUUCGAGACGCAGCUCAAGACGCUGGCGCAGUUCCCCAACACCCUGCUGGGCAACCCUAAGAAACGCAUGCGCUACUUCGACCCGCUGAGGAACGAGUACUUCUUCGACCGCAACCGGCCCAGCUUCGACGCCAUCCUCUACUACUACCAGUCGGGGGGCCGGCUGCGGAGGCCGGUCAACGUGCCGCUGGACAUGUUCUCCGAGGAGAUCAAGUUUUACGAGCUCGGCGAGGAGGCCAUGGACAAGUUCCGGGAGGACGAGGGCUUCAUCAAGGAAGAGGAGCGCCCCCUGCCCGAGAAGGAAUACCAGCGCCAGGUGUGGCUGCUCUUCGAGUACCCGGAGAGCUCGGGGCCGGCCCGGGUCAUCGCCAUCGUCUCCGUCAUGGUCAUCCUCAUCUCCAUCGUCAUCUUUUGCCUGGAGACGCUGCCCGAGCUGAAGGAUGACAAGGACUUCAUGGGCACCGUCCACCGCAUCGACAACACCACGCUUGUCUACAGUGCCAACAUCUUCACAGACCCCUUCUUCAUCGUGGAGACCCUCUGCAUCAUCUGGUUCUCCUUCGAGCUGCUGGUGCGCUUCUUCGCCUGCCCCAGCAAGACAGACUUCUUUAAGAACAUCAUGAACUUCAUCGACAUCGUGGCCAUCAUCCCCUACUUCAUCACCCUGGGCACUGAGAUAGCCCAGCAGGAGGGGAACCAGAAGGGCGAGCAGGCCACCUCGCUGGCCAUCCUCAGGGUUAUCCGGCUGGUAAGGGUUUUUAGAAUCUUCAAACUCUCCCGCCACUCAAAGGGCCUCCAGAUCCUGGGUCAGACCCUCAAAGCUAGCAUGAGGGAGCUAGGGCUGCUUAUCUUUUUCCUCUUCAUCGGGGUCAUACUGUUCUCCAGUGCAGUUUACUUUGCCGAGGCGGAAGAAGCUGAGUCGCACUUUUCCAGUAUCCCCGACGCUUUCUGGUGGGCGGUGGUGUCCAUGACCACCGUGGGAUACGGUGACAUGUACCCUGUGACAAUUGGAGGCAAGAUCGUGGGCUCCUUGUGUGCCAUCGCUGGUGUGCUGACAAUUGCCCUGCCCGUACCUGUCAUUGUGUCCAAUUUCAACUAUUUCUACCACCGGGAGACGGAGGGGGAGGAGCAAGCCCAGCUGCUCCACGUCAGUGCGCCUAAUUUAGCCUCUGACAGUGACCUCAGUCGGCGCAGCUCCUCCACUAUCAGCAAGUCUGAGUACAUGGAGAUUGAAGAGGACAUGAACAAUAGCAUAGCCCAUUUUAGACAGGCCAGCAUCCGAACUGGCAACUGCACCCUAGCUAACCAAAACUGUGUUAAUAAGAGCAAGCUACUGACUGAUGUUUAAAACAGCCAAGCCAACACACUAAAAAGCCCCCCCCCCCACUUAGCAGCUUGAAAGACUUAAGACACCAAACAGAACCAAACCCCGAGUGACCCAGGUCACUCUUUGUAGAUACUUCACUAAGUAGUCUUUGAAUGCUCUAUUUAACUGUCAAUGCGUUGUGGCAUUGCUGUUUGGGGGUGGCGAGCUUUCAGGAGCCAUGAAAAAAAGAAACUAUUUUCAUUUUAUUAAAAAAAAAAAAAGGGAAAAGAAAGUGUAUUUUCUAAAACUGGUUUAAAAUAACUCAGUCCAUGAACUAGUCUAGGUAAAAUAAGAUUCAUAUGCUUCCCCAUUUUUAAUCCCUGUUGGCUUUUUCAAUUUUUUUUUCCUUUUAACUAAGAAUCACAUGAUCACUUAGGAAUACAAUUAAAAUUUGCAUGGGACUCCAAGAUGAAAUCUUUGCAGACUGCACAGCACACUGAAGGCCGUGCAUCAGGGGUGUUCUGUGUAGCAUGAUAUAUGCCCACUGAAACAGGCAGCGGACAGAUGUUUUUAUUCUGAUCAACAGAACUGCGUAUUCCAAGGUGAAAAAAAAAAAUUACUCGAGACUGGUUCACAAAGCACCUUAUAAAUCUGAUACUGGUCCUGGUCUGUAGAGAUUUUCCCUCUGCCCCAUUCCCUUCUGAUUCAAACUCUUCUCCAAGAAAAAAGAUAACUGAAUGAAAGUCACUGGUUCAUCUGCAGUGCUGCUAAGAUUCUCGACUGCAGAAGCACCCAGUGGGUCUUUUCUCCCCAGUCCUGCACCCUGACCCCUGGCCUCAGAGCUGGAUGCAAAACCUUAGCCUCCUUAUCGCAAGAGAGCACAGGUGGAACCAAGUGUGCGCAUGUUUGAAUCUGACCAUAUUUAUUUUGUAAUCGCAUGCCAAGAACGUGAACUCAGACAAUAGGGGAUAAGCUUACUUUGGAAUUGACUCUUCUAAAAAUAGAUCCUUCUUCAUUUGCAUUCACCAAAAGUGCACUCCUUCAUUUAUUAACUACUUUAUUAGUAAAUAAAGUACUGUAUUUAAGUCCAUAUGUUAGUCCGAUGGGAACAGUAACUUUUUGGAGCUCAAAGCAUGUUCUCUUAUCCAGCAUUAUGGCCUCUUUGAUUAAGAUGUACCUUGAAUUAAUUAGUGCAUGAUUAAUUUAAUUAAAACAUUAAAAAUUAAUAAAAAUUACAAGUUUGCGGGACAAAGGGCCCAAAAGAAAUAAUGGGGGGUGGGGGUGGGGGGCACUCAGUCAAUUUUCCUGCCUUUGCUCAGGGAAGUGUCAGGUGUCUGUGCAGAUGUAGGCAGAGAGGGGACCAAUACGCCCAUCCCUUAAAGGGAAGCUCUGUGGAAGACUAAGAUAUAUAGCAACACCUAAGAACUAAGCAUUCUUUUCUAGCUGAAGAUAAACACAAGCAAAACAAACAAACAAACAAACAAACAAAGGUGCAUACUGCAUGUGAUCUGGUGCAUUCUUAAGAUGUAAAUGAAAGUGUUUAUCCAUCGUAUGCAUCCAAAGCAGAGCUGAUUUCUUUUUGCAGUCCUGAUCUGAAGUCCUAAGACUUCACCCCCCUUGCCCCCACCUUGAGGCUCCCUGAAGAAACUCAACCAAUUGAUUUAAUAGUUGCUUUAGUGCCUUUAUCCUGUACCCACAGCGAACUGCAGAAAGUGCCUCCAUUAACCAAGCUGAGAAGUUAUGUAACAAAAGGGAGGAAGGGUUGGGGCACAGAUCUUUGGCUUUUCCUUUUUCCACCCUCGCUGUCUCCCUGCACGCCAUGGGGACCCCGCACCGUCCGGCACCCGGGACGGGAGACAUCCGAGAGGGGCCUGCCUCUCUCAUCCACUGGACUCAGUCCCUUCGGCAGCGUGACUGACGUGGGAUGGACACUGGGGCCUGAGACCCAUCUUCGAAUUGGAUGAGAACUGUGAACUGGUUUUCCCUUCUUCUCCACCAGAAGCCAAUAUAAACUCUUGGGGAGUUUGUUUCCUCUUGAGGGUUGCUCUGGACAAGCCAGGUUUCCUCGGGGCCAGCCUGGCGGUCCCUGCACAUCUCUGCGCUCCUCCUCUGUCUGCCACAGCACUUUGGCCACCCUCUGCCACCCGAUCUUUGCAGGCAUCAUUGUGGAUGUGAGAAUGCUCCAUUCAGAGCAACCUUCCCUAGACCUUGUCUCCUGGCCCCUCCUUCGAGUAUUUCCUACGAUGUUCCUGGGAUGGUCCACCUGGUAGCCACUUCGCAGGUUGAACAUCUAACUUCUGUCGCCCCUGGCACCCAGGCCAGAGAACGGUGGGGACCCUGUGCCUAGCUGAGAGAAAGCCACAUCACACCGGCCUCUGGAGGCCAGCAGCCGUCCACCUCCAGGGAGGCACUCACAGCCUUUUGAAGGACCCAAAGUGGGGAUCCUCAUUCUGCAUUUAGCACGCGGCUGCCUGCUGCCCAGCGCCUUUCAUCCCUGCCCUGCUGCUUCUGGAAAUCUUCCCCGUGACUUCCCUCCCUCCCCCAUCCUACCUUAGAACUAGCAGUGAGGCAAUAAAGCACCAAGCUGGAGUCACACCCAGGCUGACUGACUCAGUGGAAAGAAAGAACUUGAACGUGUUCUUUUCCUGUGCGGCUUCUCUGAAUCUGGAAGAAGGACAGGACACAUGCCGUGGAAGAUGGGGCGAAGGACAGCACAGCAUCUGACCUCCCUGCAGUGUUUCCUUCUGGUUUCGACCUCGACUCAUCCUGGCUGUUUCUGUCCCACCUGCUUAUAAAACGGGGAAAAAGUGUCAACCUCCCCCACAGCUCCAGAGAGUAUCUUGAUCUUUUAUUUAGACUUUGAGGUCGAGGACACACAGAACUUGAAAGGCUGCACUCUGUCAACAGCAAUAAUCCGCUCAGUACUGUGGGAUGGUGGGUCAGAGGAUGAGAACAGGGCCCCAGGACUGAGAAGACUGGCUUGGGCCCCCGGGGCCCGCUCUCGCAGCGCCUCGCUGCCCCGGGCGGGCCCUUCCGCAUGUGUCACCGGCAGGAGUGCUGCAUGCUGCCGGCCUGCCGCCUGGGUCGGGGAGGAGCUGUUGUUACGAGUCUGGGUGGUUUGGGGAAAAUGAAUGCUGCUUAUCCAUCUGUAGCUCUUUGAAACCAAGUGAGGAAGACUGGAGCACAGGGACGGUCUGUGUAGCACAGGCACGCGCCGGCUGGCAGAGCUCUCACCCCUUUGCACAGGAACGUGCUGAAAUGGUUUUGUAGACCUGAAGGUGCGCUUAACAAAACUGCCUACUAUGGAGUGGCUCUCCUUGGAUUUCCUUCCUUAUGUUUAUGUGAUCAGGCUUUGUACCUUUUCGUCCCCUUCCUAGCUCUUGAGCGUUCACGGCUCAUGUCUUGAACACUGGUUUUCUCCAGCAGGGGAAGACUUCUGACGCGCCGAGAGCCAUAGCCCUGCCCUUCCGGUGUACUGAGGCCCUAGUUCAAUAGGGCGGCAGCGGAGGGGCUGGGUCACACCAGGGCUGCUAGCCUUCCCAGAAUCUCGGAAGUGGUUAACUCACCUCGAGGGAUCUGAAUCAGAGAGACCAAAGACAUUAAUUUCCUCUGUCCUCAGAUUCAAAGAAGACAGAUUGUAGCCAGGAGAGGCUUUUGUGUUGGCGUUGCCUCCUCCCCAUCUGCGCGCAGCCCUCCCUCCCCGCCCCCUUGAGAGCUGAGUUCUGAUGAUCAGUGAAAAUGGUUCAUUGUGUCAGUGAGUUGGCCCAGCAAGAUCCAGCACACCAAGAGCAGACCCUUCUCCUGGAGUGUGGCCGAGGGACAGUCACAUUUCCAAAGUGAGACUGUCCGGUCAGCUUAGAUUUCACUGUGGAGUCUUGACUCACUUGAGAAUAAAUAAAAAUGGUAAAGUGAGGAAUAGAUGUCUUUAAGUAAGAAAGAGUUUGGUUUAGUCCACCGAGGGCCUUCUUCGUGUUGUGUGUGGUUACAGAUUUUUCAAAUGAGUGAACAUCUGACAACCCAGUAGAAAUCGUUUCCCAAUCCUCCCAUUUACUAGGAGACCUCAAAACACAUGCGUUUCAAACAUUGAAUUCCUUGUUCCAUAGAUGGGACUGAACCGAAGGAGAGGGCAAGUGCCCCCUUUCUCCCAGGAAUGGCUCUCUCCUGGAGAGGUGAGAGUCAGUGCAUGGGAACCAUCCGCAGCAUGAAAUUGUUAGCAUAUAAACUGCUAAACAGCCAUUUUAUCUUCCCGCUUUUUUGAGAAAGGAUGGAAUCUUUCAAUGUUUAUGUUUGUUUUAAGAAGACCAACAAACACACCUUUUUAAACCAGACACAACCCAAGUUAAUCGCCAUCUCAGGAGGUGGCCUCUCGUCCACCGUGCGAUGCAUUCGCGCUCGCAUUUAUCCCGUGGGAUUUCAGGGUAAACUCGAACAUGUCCAGCAUGACUCAGGUAGACCUUAGAAGAACGUGCACUACUUAUUUUUGUAAAGACUCGAAGAGGAGCCGAGUUGUUAACCAAAACCGGUCCGUUGCCUUGGGUCACUGUGCAAACUCAUUCAGGGUAUAGAUGUAAGGCUCGGAAAUCUUGGGAACAAACGCCAAUCUCUUUGCUCAGGCAAAAUGACCAUGGGCUUUCUUGAGAAGCCCAGGUGCAUGUACGGGGUGAAGCUCUGCUGUCCUCAGGACCAUUAGCUUUCAGGACAUUAGCCCGAGUUGCAGUGACUUUCAUUUAGGGGCUAAUGAGGGGUUUACUUUUUAUGACACGAGACUUCGAAGAGGAGAGAAAAGUUUUGUACCACAACCAGGGAGGAAGAAGAAAUGGUGUAAGGAAAUAAAGCAAAAUGAAACACAAAGCCCUCGUGAAAUAUCCCAGGUCCGAGUUCCCUCCUUUCCAAAAGCUCCAGACACACCUUUCUUCUCUUCCGUGCGCUGUUCACUCAGCGGCUGUAAGUAGGAAGGACGGGCUUUAUGUGACAUACCUCUGCUAUUAAAGAGCACGUUUCACCACGGUUAAAGAUACCAACUGAGUAGUCUUCAAGUGCACCAUCAGGACAACAAACCAUUUAAGCUGAAACAGCGCUAUUUCAUGUGUUGAGUUGGCCAGUUGCUUACGCCUUGAGUUAAGGACGUGUCCCAUUGGCACCUGCUGUGCAUUCUCCCUGCCCUAACUGUUGACUAGGUCGGGUAGAGGACGUUGAAUGUUACGAAUCGAGAGCCUGAUUGAAGUGCAUAGUUUCCAUCUAUGCAAUUUUACUUGCUUCUGUCACUUUAUGAUCUGUUCAUAUUCGGCAUCAAUUAAAGAUAAUUUUUAAGGAUCUUAUCAAGGAACAUCUUGACUGGUUAUUUGUCUCUUGUUUAAAACAGUGUUUCAGAAACCCUUUCUGGGGGUGGGGUGUCUCUUUAAAUAACAUGGUGAAUCCAAGAUAUAAUUGAAGCAACCUCACUUUCUUUGAAACUCAUGGACUCUUUCUUCAGUGCAACACCGCGGUUGAAUUUUAACAAUACCUUUGCAGUUUGGUCUCAGGUAGGCUCCCAAGUAGAGGGGGUCGGAAUUUGACCAGUGGGGAUCAAACUUGGAAAAGGGGAAAAGAAAUGAGGCCCAAGGGAGUAAAGCAAUUGAUUAUAUUUGCUUAAAUUGUUUUUGAUUUGAAACUGUAUUCUUCGUUUGCCGACCAAGCUUUACAGGAAGGAUAGUGGUGUGUGUGUGUGUGUGUGUGUGUGUGUGUGUAAUAGCGCCGUGGUCUGGCAUCCAGUAGCUUGACAGUUACUCUGUGGUGUUAGAAGUGAUUUUGUUAUGUCAGAGCGCAGUGAUCCCAAAGUGUGCUUCACAGACGCUUUCCCCGCAUAGUUCUAUGUGUGGUUAAUAUUUCUUUCUUCCUAUUUAUUUUAAAAAUGAUGCAUUGAUACACUUUUUUUCAUUCUUCCUGAGAUUUAGAGAUUCUCUCUCCUUCCUUGUGACUAUCACGUUUUACACAAGCUCUUUGACGCUAAAGAAAACAAGGUUCCAUGCUCGGUGGCAGGUGUCUGUCCCAUGCCAAACGCUUUGGGGGGGCUGGUACGCCGUCCUGGAACUGGAUUGCACUGUGAGAGGUUCAAAUGGUAAGAGUCGGAGACAAAUCUUGCUUUUGCUGUGGAAGUUCCCACUGAAAGCAGAUGAUGAGGCCGGGCAGGCUGCCCACCAUUUUUCUGUUGUGGCUGGAAAACAGGCAAGGCUGAGCUCUGGCCGAGAAGGGUCCGAAAGAGCUAGAACCACAUCAGUGCGGUGGGCCCACGAGCCAGGGCACUCAUAGCCCCGAGGGUGCUUCUCAGAGCUCUUCUUGGAGCAGAGGCAGGCAGAGCCAGGUAGCGGCAGGGGCAGGGCGACCCCGGAGUGUAUUGUUGACAGAGCUUCAGAAUGAAGCCAGGCUGGUUUUAAGGGGGGCCAGGCAGAGGAGUCAAGAACAGAGGUCUGACGUAACGCGACGCGAGCUCCUCUGCCUCUGGGUCGGGAAGCUGGCUGAAGCUUCCUGCCGUCAGUCUAGACUUGCAGAGCCCACCAGGCCUGAGGGUGGGGGGAAGGCGAGCCCUGAGGCUGGGCAGAGUGUGCCCCAUGGCAAAGUCCUGUGUGGGUAAGACAGCGUGGUCAUGCCUCAGGACUGGAAAGCAGCCCUUUGAACCAGCUUAAAACCAGAUAAUCAAAAAAUUCUACUAAAUUAAUUGAAUCCAAUAUACCUUAGAUUAAAAAUUUUUUUUAAUUAAUUUUUUUGGGAGGGAGAUAAUUGAUUUAUUUACUUUUAUUUAUUUUUAGUGGAGGUACCGGGGAUUGGACCCAGGACCUCGUGCAUGCUAAGCAUGCGCUCUGCCACUGAGCUAUGCUCUCCCCACUACCACUGAUUUUUAAGAUGCACCCUUGUUUGACACAUUUGUAAGAAAGAGAGAACUUUGACAAUUAUGACUGGCCUUUACAUUGAUUCAUCCUGGUUUUAGAGAUGUAAGAACGUAAACAGAACAAAACAAAAGGAAUCAACAUCAAAUCACUAUGUUGCACACUUGAAACUAAUUUAAUACUGUAAGUCAACUCUACUUCCAUAAAUUUUUUUAAAAAAGGAAAGAAUCUUCAAAUUGAUGAACUACAGGGGUUCUAAUGUGUGUUCCCCUUUGUUUCCUGGUGUGACAAUAAGUCUGAAUUCUAAACCCAUUACGGAGGGCAGUUUCUUGAACCCUGGCUAGAACCUUUAGGUCUUCUUUGAAUUACCUUCUUAUGCGACAGUGUUUUCGCUCAGCUCUGGCCUUGACUUAGGCUUUGGGCUGAUACCUUUUGGAGCUCCCUGUCUUUAUGUUGUUGGGCGUCCAGAGAUCAUUUACCUUAGAGGGCCUUAGAUCGCGUUCUGUCUGAAUGGUUAUUAGCUGGGGGUGUGCUGGAAGGUGGAGCGUCAUAUGGCAAAGAAAGACUCGUGAGCUGUGCUUAGGGCUGUGGGCUCUUUGAGGCUUUAAGUUGCUCAUAUAUAAAAAGGAAAUGCAAAUACCGCGUAGGGUUGUGUGGAUUAAAUGAGGUAAGUUAGCACGGUCCGUAAAUUCGAGCAUGUUCCAUGAAUGUGAGAUAUUAAGAGAGAUGUUACUAUAGAAUUAUAAUGGUGAGCGGAGGAGCAGGGGGAGGAGAUGGACUUUACAGGAAGACUCCGGGGGAUCAGAGGCUUGAUUCAAAGAUUAACUGUACGAUGUGGAACUUGAAAGCUUGGGGCAGAGAUGUUUCCGGGAGGAAACUUCAGUACAUCCCGCGUAUUUGCCAGGUAGGCAGUGGCCCCACAGAACACGAAGCCACUGUUUCUAGUUUUGUUUUUCCCUUGCCCUGCUUUUAAUACUGUUUUACCUCUUCAGACUCCAAAUAUCAAGGGUGAACUGUCAUGCAAAAAGCUGAGGAAAAAGAAGGUAUCUUUAAUAAUUUUCAUCUCUUCUCUUUGCCUCAUUUCCCCCUUGUGCAAAAUAUUGUGUCAUUUGAAUUUUUUUUCUUGCCACCUGUGAAUAUUGAAAAAUAAAGCAAGAUGUUGUUUCCAAAAUUUUCUCCUAUGCUUGUCUGAGAGACAUUAUAUAAAUAUAAAAACCUAUUCUUAACUUCCCUUGCUAGAAAUAAAUCACCCUCACGAGCAUGUGUGAGUCAAUACAGCCUUUUUCUGGACUAGCACCUAUGCUACAAAGAUGCUCAUGAAAAUUUAUAAGUUAUAGUAUCUCUCCAGGGGUCCAGCCCUUCUUUCAUAAAACUGCAUCAAGGAGCUGUGAUUUCGAUAGCAGCAAGACUGUCAUCUGGUUUUCUUAAGGAAUUUCAUUGUAAUUAAGUAAGGAGUUGAGUAUCUGAGAAUCUUUGGUUCAGGAAACAUUUUCUAGACGUGAAACUUCAAGUGUGAGAUUGAGUUCUCUAAUUGCUUAUUUUUUUUUUUUUAAAUAGAUUUGACAUGAUCUGUUCACGUUUGCUCGUUUGCUGUAAUAGUGUUUCAAGUGCUGAGCAUUAAAUGCAUUUUAGGGACAUUUCUAGAGAAACUAAUUCUAGUUGAAAUGUAUUUUUUCAGAAUUGAAAUCAGAGGACAAUGAAUGACCAGGUGAUUAAGCUUAAGCUUAAGCUUGGGAUAAUUUAAGUUUUGAGCACAGGGCCAAAUCCAACUUUUAUUAAAAAUGCAUAUUCCUCAACUCUUGAGUUAAGGGUGUUUGGAAAUCCAAGACACUUUAUCUCUACAGUGAUUUUCUUUUUCAUUCAAUACAAUAUAAUUAUUUCAGUAUUUCAGAAAAGGAGUAAUUUGGUUUUAAGUGAAUUUCCAAGAGAAUCUCUCUGGGACUGAGAUUUCCCCCACGAAGUGUUUCCUCUUCAUUAACAGCCAAAACAGAAGUUUUGGAGAAUGGUUGUAUGUAAGUCAGUCCUACAAGAAGGGACGCCCAGCUCAGUUUUUGAAAAAUCACAGGAGAUCAGCUUAUUUUUAUUUUAUUUUAUUUUAUUUAAAAAAAAUUUUUUUUUGAGAUCAGCUUAUUUUUAAGAGACAUUUCCAGUUAAGGUGGAAUGGUUUUCUUUUAAGUUUCUGGAGGAUGAAGAUCCCAUUUGUUGGGAUUUUUAAAAUAAUGCCUAUCUCUAAUGGAUAAAGGGGAGUCCUCUUAAUGCCAUUUCAUCGCAAUGUAGAUAAUUCAGAAAACAGAAUAAUGUAACUUUAUAACAUACAUGUUGAUUAGUGUGUGGGAAGAAAAAUGGUUGUCCACUGCAGGAAUUUCCAAGCAGUGCAUCAAAGUGGUGUUUCAAGGCAGGAAUGCCCACUGGAUGGGUGAGAGGAGGUUGUUCAGCACGAGGAAGCCGAAUACUUGACUUUAAUUAUAAUUCUCCGGAGUCUGCAGUGAGAGUAUGAUGGUUAACAUGAGAACUGUGGUGUUUCAUCUGCCUGAAGGUGGGAAGUUUGGCAUAGGAUGGCCUUCCAGUCUGCAGCUUUAAUGGAUGACCAGGAAAUGGGUCGACAUUGAAGAGAUUUAAGAGCUUGGCUCAUCUGCUGUACAAUAAGCCAUGUCCUAGUCACUCAUUAAUUACCCUUGCUUAUUAUGGUGACUGAAAUAAUGGCUUAUCAGUUAAUGUGAUGGACUAUUAUGCUGUUUAAUACAAGCUAUAUAAAUAGUCUUCUAGGUCAUUUUAAUGAGCUCAACGGUCAGCCAAGUUGUGGUGGAAAUGGUGCCAGACUCUGCGCUAAAUUAUCCAGGAAGUUUGCUGGUGCUCAGUAAGGUAGACCCUUGUUAUCACAGUUUAUUUAAACCGAGUCUUACAGAGAGAAGUGGGAUUCAUUAGAUGAUUCUAAGGUAUGAUCUUGGGAAGCCCCAGGACUCUAGAGUCCAAAACUUAAAAACACCAUUUCCGUAGGUCCCAGACCUACAUAGUGACCUAAAGGGAAAAUUAUUUAAGAUGAUUUUUAUAAGGCAAAUUCUUGUAAUGUGAACGAAAGUAACCAUGUUUCACUUAAAUGCAUUUCCUUUGUAUCUGAUGAUUUUAUUUUAGGUGCAAGCUCCGCCAUUCACAUACAUUAUACAGUAACUCUGCGGGUGGAAAUUCUGAACCGCUCAGCCUGUUACAGCGAUUCCCAGCCUCUGACUGGGCUGACGUUGAACCUUGUUGUGUCGGAUUCAGUUCCCCAAUUUAGUUCACAUAGUAGUUGAGAUUCUUAAAAAACAAAUAAACAAACAAACAAACAAAA
Molecule: messenger RNA, 12312 nt
Organism: Camelus dromedarius (Arabian camel)
Lineage: Eukaryota; Metazoa; Chordata; Mammalia; Artiodactyla; Camelidae
Gene: KCNA1
Product: potassium voltage-gated channel subfamily A member 1
Exons: 2
Coding region: 676-2163 (495 amino acids)
Biological process (GO): potassium ion transmembrane transport; protein homooligomerization
Cellular component (GO): voltage-gated potassium channel complex; paranode region of axon; synapse
Molecular function (GO): protein binding; delayed rectifier potassium channel activity
Source: RefSeq, a predicted model, not a curated record